This is a messenger RNA of Lachnellula hyalina, 1356 nucleotides long. RefSeq names its product Molybdate-anion transporter (gene MFSD5). The transcript is spliced from 7 exons. The record is from RefSeq and is a predicted model, not a curated record. Gene Ontology annotation, biological process: molybdate ion transport. Gene Ontology annotation, molecular function: molybdate ion transmembrane transporter activity. The coding region runs from base 1 to 1356 and encodes 451 amino acids. NCBI's taxonomy places the organism in Eukaryota, Fungi, Ascomycota, Leotiomycetes, Helotiales, Lachnaceae. Gene Ontology annotation, cellular component: membrane.
AUGGACUUCUAUCCGACAAACUUCGCGGCUUUUGCUCUGAUUAACGUUCUUUUAGCAUAUCGAGAAUACAAACAAGAGGCAGCGAUUGAGCCAGAGAAAGGGGCUCGGGAAAAAGUCCAGAAUAAUGAUUAUCAGGACUUACUGAGGGCAUUUAAAUGGCGAUUUCUUCCUAUCUACUUGCUCGUAAAUGGUUCCGACUGGCUUCAGGGACCAUACAUUUAUCCAUUAUACAAAGAUGAGAAAGGACUCGCUGAAGAAGUCGUCGCAGCACUAUUCAUGACCGGCUUUCUCGCCGGCGCAGUAUCCGCUUCCUUUACCGGUAAACUCGCCGAUAGAUAUGGCCGCCGCGCAGCCUGUCUCGCCUUCUGCGUCAUCUAUUCCCUCUCAUGCUUCACUCUUCUCACCAACGAUCUCGCCAUCUUGUUCUUAGGCAGGGUACUAGGAGGCGUGAGUACGACGCUCAUGUAUAGCGUGUUUGAAAGCUGGAUGGUGACAGAGUUCAACUCUUCAUUUCCCGAUGCGCCGGGCUCUAUCCUCAGUGGUAUUUUCAGUACGAUGACUACACUUAACACUGUGGUUGCGAUACUGGCGGGUAUUUUUGCAGAGUGGGUUACAGAUUUGACGGGGACUGAGAAAGCGCCAUUCAUGACUGCUGCUGGGUGCUUGAUGGUUGCUUUCUUUGCUAUCUCUAGGAACUGGGGUGAAAAUUAUGGCGAAAAUGGACCUAGCAAAAAGUCUAUAUUGGAUGUGGAAGGAAAUGGCAUUGAAGCGCCAGCGAAAAGCACACUUCGACUGUUCCUUGAUGACAAAAGACUACUUGCACUCGGCGUCACUUCAUGUUUCUUUGAAGGAUCGAUGUACAUUUUCAUCUUCUUCAAGUUCCCCGCUCUAAAACUAUCUCACAAGCUCGCCGGCCAUCAGGACGACCUCCCCUUUGGCGUCAUCUUCGCAGUGCUUAUGUGCUCCAUGAUGACAGGCUCCAUGAUCUACAACUACAUAAUAACCAACCACACCACCAUUACGCCGACCAAACUCCUCAUCGCCACCCUCUCCAUCGCAGCAGCGUCAUUCUUCCUCCCUGUGCUUAUCCGCGACGAAAGUGUUACGUUUUGGUGUUUCUGUAUCUUUGAGGUUUGUUGCGGGGUUUAUUUUCCGCUGAUGGCUUAUCAGAAGGGCAAGAUUGUUGAUGAUAGUGUGAGGGCGAAUGUGUAUGGGUUGAUGCGGGUUCCAUUGAAUUGCUUUGUGGUGCUCGUUUUGAGUACUACCAGGGAAGGAACUCAACAUAGAGAUCUAGUUUUCACAUCCUGUAGCGCGUUAUUACUUGCUGCUGUCGCGGUCAAUAGCGCUUUGCUGUAG